Iphiclides podalirius (scarce swallowtail) is the source of this 1824-nucleotide messenger RNA. The record is from the annotation of a GenBank genome assembly. Lineage: Eukaryota; Metazoa; Arthropoda; Insecta; Lepidoptera; Papilionidae.
AUGGCUAUAAAGACGCCGACGCCGGCGGACGGCGAGCGCGAGACAUGGGGCAAGAAGGUGGACUUCCUGCUGUCGGUCAUCGGGUUCGCCGUGGACCUAGCCAACGUGUGGCGCUUCCCCUACCUCUGCUACAAGAACGGCGGCGGAGCGUUCCUUGUGCCAUACUGCAUAAUGUUGGUGGUGGGUGGGAUUCCGCUGUUCUAUAUGGAAUUGGCGCUGGGACAAUUUCAUCGAAAAGGCGCUAUCACGUGCUGGGGCAGGCUGGUGCCAUUGUUUAAAGGGAUCGGUUACGCGGUAGUGUUAAUAGCCUUCUACGUGGACUUCUAUUACAACGUGAUCAUUGCAUGGGCUCUGCGUUUCUUCUUCGCUUCUUUCACGACAAUGCUGCCUUGGACCAACUGUAACAACGAAUGGAACACGCCUUCUUGUCAACCGUUUGAAGCUAACUGGGAAGCGAUGGCUGCAAACAAUUCGAAAUCCAACGAAACAUCCGACACCUUGGCAUCAGCGCAGCCUUUUACUUCGGCGGCAUCGGAGUAUUUCAAUCGGGCCAUCCUCGAAUUGCAAGGCAGCGAAGGAUUACACGACUUGGGCGCGAUCAAAUGGGACAUGGCCCUGUGCUUGCUAGCAGUCUACAUCAUCUGCUACUUCUCUCUUUGGAAAGGCAUCAGCACUUCUGGCAAAGUGGUUUGGUUCACGGCUUUGUUUCCUUACGCCGUCCUGCUGAUUCUGCUGGUCCGCGGAAUCACCCUACCGGGGUCGGCGACCGGCAUUCAGUACUAUCUCAGCCCCAACUUCGAAGCAAUCACACAGCCGCAGGUUUGGGUCGACGCAGCUACUCAAGUGUUCUUUUCUUUGGGUCCCGGAUUUGGAGUGCUCCUGGCUUAUGCGUCCUACAAUAAGUACCACAACAACGUUUACAAGGACGCGCUGCUGACGAGUGUUAUCAAUUCGUGCACAUCGUUCGUGGCCGGCUUCGUGAUAUUCAGCGUGCUGGGCUACAUGGCGCACGCGUCGGGCAAGGACGUGAAGGACGUGGCCACUGAGGGCCCCGGGCUGGUGUUUGUGGUGUACCCUGCGGCGAUAGCCACCAUGCCUGGGUCCACUUUCUGGGCCCUUAUCUUCUUCAUGAUGCUGCUCACCCUGGGACUCGAUAGCUCGUUCGGCGGUUCGGAAGCGAUAAUAACGGCCCUCAGUGACGAAUUCCCACCGAUCGGCCGCCAUCGUGAGAUAUUUGUCGCGUGCCUCUUCACCCUGUACUUCUUCGUGGGCCUGGCGUCGUGCACCAAGGGCGGGUUCUACUUCUUCCAACUGCUGGACCGGUACGCUGCGGGCUAUUCCAUGCUCGUGGCGGUAUUCUUCGAGGCGAUCGCUGUUUCCUGGAUAUAUGGCACGGAGCGCUUCUGCGAGGACAUCCGCGACAUGAUCGGCUUCCGGCCGGGCGUGUACUGGCGCGUGUGCUGGCGCUUCGCGGCGCCCGCCUUCCUGCUCUUCAUCACGGCCUACGGGCUGCUCGACUACCAGCCGCUCGCGUACGAGGGCUACGUCUACCCCGGCUGGGCCAACGCGCUCGGCUGGGCGAUAGCGGGCUCCAGCGUCGUCUGCAUACCGGCGGUCGCCGUGUUCAAGAUCGUCACCACCAAAGGCAGCUUCUUGGAGCGUCUCCGUAUCCUGACCACACCGCUGGCCGACACCGAACGUGACGCGGCGCGGAAUGGCGUCGUCGUCUCCGAGAGCGGCGGGGUAAGGCUCGCGUCCACCGCCGCCACCCCCACCGCCCCCACUCCCCCUGACGCCCCGCUGGCGCCCGGCCCAGCGCUCGUC